AUGUCUUCGACUUCGGUGGGCCCUCCUGUGGACCCCAAAUGGGCGGCCGAGAACAACCUUCCUCGCCUUCUCGCAUUGACGGGCGUUUUCCAUAUCGCCGCACUGACUAGUGUUGCCCUCCGACUAUUUGUUCGAUUGGGCUUACUGCGGUCUCUGGGGAAAGACGACAUUGCCAUUGUACUCGCAGCUCUUGGGGCUCUGGGUGGGUGGAUCUGCUUUAUUCUUCAGGGAAACCAUGGCUUUGGAAGACACGCCAAGGUGGUUUCCAAGGAAGAUAUGGAGGAGUUCACUCACAUAGGCUUCUUUGGCAGUAUCAUUUCUGCCAUUGGUGCUCUUGGGCUAUUGAAGAUCUCCAUCGCUCUCUUUCUGCUGAGACUGAAAAAUAACAACAUGUGGAAGUGGUAUUCGCGCUGCCUAUGGGCACUGAUAGCUUUGGUAACAAUCUACACGAUUGGCGCAUGGCUCAGCUUCUUCCUGUAUUGCAAGCCCAUGGAAGCAAUGUGGACAAGGAAAGGUGUCUGCUACAGCCAGAAGAUGUUUAUCGCGUUCGCACUGACGAACACGGCUUUGAACAUUUUUACUGAUGUCUGCUUUGCGACUCUGCCAAUUCCAAUCAUCUGGAGUUUACAAAUGUCGCGGACUACGCGUAUCAACUUGAUCGGCGUCCUCAGCCUCGGAUACAUUGCCGUUGCCCUAGGAAUAGUAAAAGCGAGUUACCAAGUCAAACGAGAUCCAGAUAGGACAUUUAACCAGCACUUAAACGUCUACGGCUUCCUCCAACUCAACGUCGGCAUAAUCGCCGCCUGCAUCCCUACCCUCAAACCCCUCCUGCGCUCCACCCCCUCAUCUCGCACCCCGCGCCGCAGCGCCUACAACGACAUCGAGCACGCCGAAACCAUUGGCAGCGGCCGCGCCCACAAACCGCGCGCCAGCUUCCUCAACACCACAAAGGCGUCGCCCACCACCACCACCUUGACCAUUGACGAAACCUUUGAAAUGGCAAAUCGCGGGAGCUUGCGUGACACGCUGGCGGGCGGCGGCGGCGGGCCGAAUGCCCAGAAGAAUGUCGUGUAUAGUGGUAGGAAUGAGGUGCCUACGAGUAGUCAGGAGAGGAUACUGCAUGCGCAGGUGGGGGGCGAGGAUGCCAGUAAGAUUCUUUGUACCACCGAGGUGGUGGUGGAUAGCGUGGAGAGGGUGAGGAGGAAGCGUUGA
This is a messenger RNA of Bipolaris oryzae ATCC 44560, 1212 nucleotides long. RefSeq lists its product as uncharacterized. Bases 1 to 1212 code for a protein of 403 amino acids. The transcript is spliced from 7 exons. The record is from RefSeq and is a predicted model, not a curated record. NCBI's taxonomy places the organism in Eukaryota, Fungi, Ascomycota, Dothideomycetes, Pleosporales, Pleosporaceae.